UAUACUACGUUUUGUAAACUGCGAAAUCUUGGAAUAGAAAAUUAUGCAGCAUAUUAUAGGAAGUGCACUGCUAUUGGCUAGCUUGUCAGGGAGUGUUCGUUUACAUAAGGUAAGACCGCUGCAAACUGGCUGCAGAUUUUCUGUAACAGUUGAACAGAGUUGAACUUGUAACAUGGAUCGCUGGAAGGGCAGGGUUGCUCUUGUCACUGGAGCUUCAGUGGGAAUCGGAGCUGCAAUUGCAAAGUCUCUUGUCCAGCAUGGCAUGAAGGUGGUCGGCUGUGCCAGAAAUGUGAAGCCAAUUGAGACAUUGGCAGCGGAAUAUGUUAGUAGUGGGUUCAGUGGCACUCUGAUCCCAUAUAAAUGUGAUCUGACUGUAGAAGAGGAAAUCUUGUCUAUGUUUACCUGGAUCAAAGGUCAACAUAAAGGUGUUGACGUGUGCAUUAACAAUGCUGGUUUGGCUCUCCCAGAGCCUCUGCUGAGCGGCAAAACCAGUGGCUGGAAGAAUAUGAUGGACUUGAAUGUCCUUGCCCUGUCAGUGUGCACCCGUGAGGCUUACCAGUCCAUGAAAGAAAGGAAAGUUGAUGAUGGUCAGAUCAUUAAUAUUAACAGUAUUUGUGGACACCGGGUCAUCAACCACCCUGAUGCACACUUCUACGCUGGCAGCAAAUAUGCAGUGACGGCUCUCACAGAAGGUUUGAGGCAAGAGCUACGAGAGGCCAAAACCCACAUACGUGCCACAUGCAUAUCUCCUGGUUUAGUGAAGACAGAUUUUGCCUACCGGCUCUAUGGUGAAAAAACAGAAAUAGCUGAUGCUGUCUACAAAAGAAUAAAGUGCCUACAAGCAGAUGACAUAGCAAACUCAGUGGUGUAUGUACUAAGUGCUCCCCCUCAUGUUCAAAUUGGUGACAUUGAGAUCACGCCAGUGGAGGAUUCGUUGUAACAUGAGGAGAUAAAUGGGAUCAAGCAUCUCUAGAACACUGUGAUAGUGAUGAAGUACAGAACUUGAAGUAAAAAUAAUAUAAUUAUUAUUACUAGUAAACUAUAAUCAGUUUACUAGUAAUAAUAGUAAUAAUAAUUAGAUAAUUGCACAUUUACUAUUAUUGUAAAUGUUAUUAG
Molecule: messenger RNA, 1116 nt
Organism: Labeo rohita (rohu)
Lineage: Eukaryota; Metazoa; Chordata; Actinopteri; Cypriniformes; Cyprinidae
Product: dehydrogenase/reductase SDR family member 11-like
Exons: 7
Coding region: 173-940 (255 amino acids)
Source: RefSeq, a predicted model, not a curated record